Molecule: messenger RNA, 4218 nt
Organism: Stegostoma tigrinum
Lineage: Eukaryota; Metazoa; Chordata; Chondrichthyes; Orectolobiformes; Stegostomatidae
Gene: cenps
Product: centromere protein S
Exons: 5
Coding region: 233-643 (136 amino acids)
Biological process (GO): resolution of meiotic recombination intermediates; replication fork processing
Cellular component (GO): Fanconi anaemia nuclear complex; FANCM-MHF complex
Molecular function (GO): chromatin binding; protein heterodimerization activity
Source: RefSeq, a predicted model, not a curated record
UGUCCCUGCACUGAGCUGGCUCCCGCCGGUUUCGACUUGGAAACGCGGUACGGCCUGUGUCCGCACGGAGAGCCCGUAGGAGCGGGAAGGCGGGAAAGAGAAAAUAAAACGGAACGCAUCGAGACAAAAUAUAACGUGGAUAAAUAUUAUAGAAAAAAAACAUAUAGCUAUAGGGAGACAAAAUAUAUAAAGAGAAAGUUUCCCCGUUCUCUGUGUUGCGGACUCUGACGGGAUGGCGGAUGGGGAUCGGGCCGCGCUCUCUCAGAGGCUUCGUGCUGCUGUUCACUACACAGUUGGGUGUCUUUGUCAGGAGGUUGGGGAAGAUAAAGGAUUAGAAUUCAGUAAACAAACCAUUGCUGCCAUAGCAGAAACAACCUUCAGACAAUGUGAGAAUUUUGCUGCGGACCUUGCGCUUUUUGCAAAACAUGGAAAGCGCACCACUGUCAACACAGAUGAUGUGAAACUGCUGGCAAGGAGGAGCAAAGCCCUGCUGAACUUCAUUACGGAGAAAUGUAAUGAACUAGCUUCCAGUAAUGCGGAGCAGAAAGAGAAGAGAGCAGUCCCAACAGGAAAAGGAAAGAAGAAAUCUGAUCGCCACCUUGAGCCUAUGGUAACUGAAAGUGAAGAUGUUGCCAUUGAUUAAUCUACAGAAAAGGCAUUUCAAAUUGAAAGUUUAUCUUGGACCUGGUACAGAAAGUGAGAUCUCUGCAGCUCAUUCAACAAAAUUUCUCAUGCCUGUCUUUGAAGAUUGGAAGAUUGGAAGAUGCAAAUGAGCACCAAAUUUGGAUUACAUAAAGUUUGAAAUUGUUAUGGAAACGACAAUAAAAAAAAGAUGAGGUUCAGGUAAAUAGACAUCAGUCUUUCUUGGCCUGGUGACUGAUUUUGUAAAUGAUGACUGGUACCUUUUUGGACUAUAAUUUACAGUGAAUAAAGUUGUCUCAGAACUUUUGGAUGCAUUGAAAUUAGUUUCUGCAUUCUUAAUCGGAUUUAAUUUGUCUGUGCAAAGUAAUACUGUUGAUUACUUCAAGGUUUUAUCAGUACUUAAAUUUUUCAUUAAAAUGGAUGUAUAAUAAAUUUAUUUUGUUUCAUCGUAAUUCUGUAAAAUACUAGGCUGAAUAUUUCUUUGGAAGCAGAAAGGAGGCAAAGCACCUGCUUUGAGUUAAAUAAAAACAAGAAAAUGGGUAUUCCUCAUGGCCCAUCCAGUCUAAUGGCAGGACCUGAUUAACACUGGGAGUCGGCCAUCAGGUGGACAGCCCUCACUCAGCUCCAUGUUCUGUUUGGGAGAACAAUAUAAAAGAGGAGGAAGGAGGCAUUGAAAUACUGGGCAAGCUAGAAGGGUUGGUAGAAAGAUUGGAUGUUUCAAGAAUGAGAUCUGAAAAAUUGAGGGGAAUAUAGUGGGCCUGUUAGAUGUACUCGGAAGCUUUGGGGUAUAGGCUAAGUGGGUAAGUGGGACCCAGCAGCAGGGAAGUGGAAAGAAGCCUACCUUGUGAAUCCAACAGUUCUUGUCUUUUCUGCAGGAGUUUCAUGAGAGGUGGAAUGUGCUGUUUAAAAAUGAGGCCAGAAGCCUCAGACGGUACACCACUCCUUCAGUAAAAUACUGAAAUGUCAAACAAGAGAAGGCACUCAGGUCUCUAAAUCAGAUGAACAGUGUUCAAACCUCAAAUGUCAGAGAUUUAUAGCUAAACCAAAAUCAAAACAGCGGUCACCUUGCUCUGUAUAGCUCAAUACGUAAAUCCUUAUUGGUUUUAUUUAAAUUAUUCCUCCUCAUCCACCCUAACCAUAGUUAAACAUGGCUUGAGAGUGGUUCUGUUUUCAAACAGUCAUCCACAGGAGGUAUAAGAAAUUAUAUAAAGUUCAUUGUUUCCUCCAUCAUAGAUGAUGCCUCGCCUAAGUCCGUAAGAAAAAGGAGCAGAAUUAGGCUAUUUGGUCCAUCACUCAUGUUCUACCAUUUGAUCGUGGCUAAUAUGUUUCUCAACCUUGUUCUCCUGCCAUCUCCCAGUAACCUUUGAGCCCUUUACUAACCAAGCACUCAUCUCUAUUUUAGCUGCACUCAAUCACUUGGCCUUCACAGUCCUCUGUGGCAGUGAAUUCCACACAUUAAUCAUCUUCUGUCUGAAGAAAUUCCUCCUCAUCUCAGUACUAAAUGGUCAAACCUUCACUCUGAGGCUGUGCCCUUGGGUCCUAGACUCUCCUACAAGUGGAAACAUCUUCUCCAUAUCUACUUCAUCCAGACCCCUCAGUACUCUGUUUCGAUCAGAUUGCCUCUCAUCCCUCUAAUCUGGGAGUACAGACCCAGACACUCAACCCCAAGCCCUUCGACCUUGUGAUUAAUCUUGUAGACUUGCGCCAGUUCCAGCACAUCCUUGCUUAGAUAUGGGACAUAAAACAAUAAUAAGCUCACAAUAUUCCAAAUGUGGUCUCAACAAGGCUUAAACAGCCUCAGCAGUACAUCUUUGGUCUGGUUUGCUAGCCAACUGGAAGUGGAUGCUACCAUUGCAUUUGCUUUCUUAACUGCCAUUUGAAACUCCAUGUUGACCUUGAGAGAAUCCUGAAGUAGGAUUCUUAAGUCCCUUUGUGCUUCAGAUUUCUAAAGCCUCUCGCCAUUUAGAAAAUAGUCUAUGCCUUGAUUAUUCCUUACAAGGUAAAUAACCUCACACUUUCCCACAUUAUAUUCCAUCUGCCACUUCUUGACCCAUUCUCCUAGCUUGUCCAUGUCUUUCUGAUGCCUCCCUGCUACCUCAACACUACCUGUCCCUCCCCCUAUCUUUGUGUUAUCUGCAAACUGAACAACAUGUUCUCAGUUCCUUUGUCAGAUUGUUAAUGGAUAAUUUGAAUGGUGUGGUCCGGUACACAUUCCUUUGGAACUCCAGUAGUCGCUGGUUGCAAUUGUGAAAAAGACCCCUUUAUCCCUACUUGCUUCCAGUCAGCCAAUCCCCUUUCCUUGCCAGUACCUUGCCCCUAACACUGCGGACUCUUAUUCAGCAGCUUCCUGUGUAUUACUUUGUCAGAGGCCUUCUGGAAAUCCAAAUAGAUCUGGUCGACUGGCUCUUCUUAGUCAAAUUUGCUCAUUACCUUGUCAAAGAAUUCUAACAAAUUUGUCAGAUAUGACUUCCCCCGACAAAGCUAUACUGACUCAGUCCUAUUUUUACCAUGCACUUCUAAACACUCCUCAAUCUCAUCCUUAAUAAUGAAUUAUAAAAAUCUUAUCAAUGACCAAGGUCUGGCUCGCCAGCAUAUAGUUUCCUGACUCCCUCCCUCCCUUAAAUAGGGGUGUUUUCUUAGCUAUUUUCCAGUUCUCUGGGACCCUCCCUGACUCUAUUGUUACCUGAAAGAUUGCCACCAAUGCCUCUGCAGCCUCCUCAGGUAUUGCCUUCAGAACCCUGAUACAUAGUCCAUGUGGUUCAGGUGGUUUAUCCAAGUUCAGUCCUUUCAGCUUCCCAACACCAUCUCCAGAGUGAUAGCCAGUACACUCAUCUCUAUCCCCAACUCUCUUAAAGUUCUGGAGCGCUGUUGGUAUCUUCCACUGUGAAACUAAUCCAAAAUACCCAUUCAGUUCCUCUGCCGUUUCUUUGUUCCCCAUCACUACUUCUCCAGCUUCAUUUUCCAGCAAUGCCGAGUUUCGUCUUUGUCUUACCUUUUUAGAUUCUUGCAAUCUUCAUCUACAUUACUAGCUAGCUUACACCAAUAUUUCAUCUUCUUCUUGAUAUUGCUUUUUAAAUUGUCCUCUGCUAGUUUUUAAAAGCGUCCGAAUCCUUUGGCUUCCCACUAAACUUCACCACAUUGUAUGUUUUUUUCUUUUGCUUUUAUGCUGCCCCUGGCUUCCCUUGUCAGCAACGGUUGCCUCAUCUUCCCUUUAGUACAUUUCUUCCUUGGGAUGAAUAUCUGCUAACACCUCCCUAAUAAUCCCUAGAAACCCCCUGCCUUGUUGCUCCACCACCUUCCCUUCCCUUUCCGAUCAGUUCUGGCCAGCUCCUCCAUCAUGUCUUUGUAGUUACUUUUACUCAAUUGUCAUACUGUUACAUCUGACUCCAGCUUCUCCGUCAAACUGCAGGGUGAAUUCUAUCAUGUUAUGUUCACUGACCCAUAGGGAUUCCUUCACCUUAAGCUCCCUAAUCCAAUUUGCCUCAUUACAUACACCAAAUCCAGAAUUGUGAUCAGAGAUAAUGGGAACUGCAGAUGCUGGAGAAUCCAAGAUAACAAAUUGUGGGGCUGGAAGAU